Messenger RNA from Diaporthe amygdali, 3396 nucleotides. RefSeq lists its product as uncharacterized. NCBI's taxonomy places the organism in Eukaryota, Fungi, Ascomycota, Sordariomycetes, Diaporthales, Diaporthaceae. Gene Ontology annotation, cellular component: nucleus. Bases 1 to 3396 code for a protein of 1131 amino acids. The transcript is spliced from 2 exons. Gene Ontology annotation, molecular function: histone deacetylase activity. The record is from RefSeq and is a predicted model, not a curated record.
AUGUCGUCGCCAAAGGGCCAGGCCACUCCCACCAGGAGGAUUUCAACAAACAAGAUGAGGGAUUCGGACGGCGAGCUGCUGCAGUCCCUCCACCAGCUUUCCCUCUCAACCUCGCCCUCCUCGGCCUCGCCCAUCCCCGCGCGCUCGCCCCGUUCUCCCAACCCGGCGCCAGGCGGCGCGAGCUCGCCCUACAGACCGGCCGUUGACCGAUCGCCGUCUGCCCUCAGUGUUAGGACUGUCUCGCGGGCGGGCGCUUCCCCACAUGGCCGCGAUUCGCGCUCGGCGACCCCAACACUGCUUCGAAAAGCAUCCAUGAACUCGCUCCAUUCGGCCAACGGCGUCACGCCUUUACGACGCUCCAGUUCCGCCAACAUGUCCCCGACGCCCGAACCCCCGCGACCGCCUCCUCCUACUGCUGGUUCCAUAGCAAGGACACACUUCAGCGGGGAGCUCGAGCUGCUCCACGGCGCUGAGUCGAAUCGUGCUGCCGAGACACUGGUCAUCCUCCACGAUUCGUGUUACGGGCACCGGUUUGCCCGCCCGCGCACGUCGCGCGCCGCCCUGAGUACCAUUGUCGAACGGCCGGAGAGGAUAAAGGCCUGUGUCCUGGGAGUCGCCGCAGCAUACGUGUUGCUCGGCGAGAGGCACGCAGAAGGAGAGCAUGUGCUGCACCCGAGUCUGAACCCGGCCGCCAUACCCUCGAUACCUUUCCGGAUACAGAAGUCAACCCGCAGGAUGUCCCUAACAUCGCCGACGGUCACGAACGUGCACGGCACAAAAUGGAUGGAGGAGCUCAAGAUGAUGUGCGAAUCGGCCGAGGCUAAGCUUGCGACCGGUGGCAAGGAGCUUCAGCGCCCGGAGAUGAAUCGCGGCCCAGACCAUGAGCAGCCUAAGAAGCUGCACGAGGGUGACUUGUACUUGUGCUCGGAGUCGCUGGAGGCCUUGGAGGGCUCGUUGGGUGCUGUUUGCGACGCCGUUGACGCUGUCUUUGCGGAAUCUGGUCCCAAGCGCGCAUUCGUCGCGGUGCGGCCGCCGGGCCAUCACUGUUCGGCAUCGUAUCCGUCGGGCUUUUGCUGGGUCAACAAUGUCCAUGUUGGUAUCAUGCAUGGAAUCCUUGGCCAUGGCCUCACACACGCCGCCAUUAUCGAUUUCGACCUUCACCAUGGCGACGGGAGCCAGCAGAUCACCUGGCAGCAUAACUCUAGGGGUGUGGGCUUGGCGAAGAAUGCGGCGUACUGGAAGAAGGCAUCGAUUGGCUACUUCUCGCUCCACGACAUCAACUCGUACCCCUGCGAGAUGGGCGACGAGGAGAAGGUCAAGAAUGCAAGCUUGUGCAUAGACAAUGCGCACGGUCAGCACGUUUGGAACGUGCACCUGGAGCCUUGGAAGACGGAAGCCGAAUUUUGGGAGCUGUACGAGGACAAAUACGCCGUGUUGCUCGAGAAGGCACGGAAGUAUUUAAAGGCGCACACGGAACGGCUUCGCAUGGCGAAUCAGACGUCAAAGGCGGCGAUUUUCCUGUCGGCGGGCUUCGAUGCGAGUGAGUGGGAGGGCGCUGGCAUGCAGCGUCAUGUUGUGAACGUUCCGACGGGCUUCUAUGCCCGCAUCGCUCGGGACGUCACUAGGAUCGCUGAGGAGCAGGGCACAAGUGUCGAGGGAAGACUGAUCAGUGUUCUUGAGGGUGGCUACAGCGAUCGGGCGUUAACCUCUGGAGUUCUCAGUCACAUCAGCGGUCUUGCCGGCAGCGAUCCCAUACCGACGGGCGAAUCCAAUGGGAUUGGCGGCGCGGCGAAUCAGAGAACCGGGAUUGUGGGUGACAGGAGGAACUCGCUGGAGUUGAAGACGCGGCCUCAUCCCUACGAUCCCUCGUGGUGGAGUCCCGCGGACCUGGAUCUGCUCGAGACUGGCGUCGUAGCAUCUCCACCGCAGGCCAGGGCUCCUCGCACUGGGCCACUCCCGACAUACUGCACGCCAACCCAGUCUUCGACAGCGAAGAUGGUUGAUGUCGCACGACUUCGACGGCAGGCCUCUAUGAACGGCCUGCCGCCACCCAGACCGCCGACGCCCCCGCCCCCAGAGGUGCCUUGGUAUGUCGCGGCUCACGGGCUGUGUGCCGUGCUAACACCUACGGAUCGGACCACCAGAAGCUGCGGACCGGAAGAUCUCUCCGCUGAAGCCACGCGCAUCCGGCGUGAUCGCCAGCUAGCGUUGGAUGGCAUCCCGCCGCCUGAGAAUGGCAGAAGCACUCCGGCGCCGGCACCGGCGGCUCCUGCGCCCUCCAGGAUGAGUCUGCGGGAGCGAAAGCCUACGACUUAUUUCGAAGGAGACGAUGACUUCGGCAAGAACAGACGGAAGACCGUGGCCGGUGCUUCGGUCACCGCUUCUGAGAAGGGAGCCUCGCGCAGCAACACGCCACAGCCUAAUGACCGGGCGCCAACAAGACAAGGACGACGCGUUAGUGCUGCAUCAACUAUCCUUGAAUCUUUUGACGGUGCAUCGGGCAACAUUGUUCCCUUGAACGAACGGCCCGCGACGUCAAUGACUGAGCGGCCUGACUCGUCCAUGAGCGUGAGGACGACGGCGGGUGGCCCACUUGCAGUCAAGAAGACCAGGACGGCCAAGGCUAAGAAGGAUGCGCCCAAGACUGCUCGGCCAAAUAAGACCACAGCUCCAGCUACGAAGAACAUGUCGAAACCGAAGUCUUCCAGCCCUAGCGAGCCUUCUCAGAGUACCCAAGGUCCUGCGCCGAAAUCUGGCGAUGAGCUUGACAAGAUCACUUCCGGCUUCAAAAAGAUCACGCUGGUUACGAAACAGCAGAAGGAAGCUCGCGCAAAGAAGGAAUCGACAGUAUCACCGCCGAAGCCCGUAGCAAUGGAUGCCGCAAAACACAUACCUUUGCCCUCAUCCAGCCCUGACCCCAUAUCGGUUCGGCAACCGAGCCCUCUGAACGGACCUGUCUCGCAGGACAACCUUCCACAGGAGAUACCCCUGCCCAGAAGUGGACAGGAAACUCCCACGGCACUUUCGCCUCCACCCCAAACUGCCACGCCUGAUGUCUUCAUCCAAUAUCAGCCCGAGGGGCCUACUCCAAACAUCGCCGCUCCGCAAGAGCCCCUCACAUGGCUUCCUCCAAACACGGCGACACCAAGCGUGGCCAAACAAGCGGCAAUAAAUACUACUCCCACGCCGAUGAAACAAUUCGACCCGGCCUCGCUCCGAUCACCGAGUCCGAUGAAGCGGGCUGAUUUGCCCAUCUUCACACCGACCUCCCAGAUCCCCUUUGCGCCCCGUACGCCGACUGACUCAUCUUUACCGGCUGCGUCCUCCUCGCCAAGGGUUAAGAAUGAGCGGCAGCUUGAUGACGCCAUCUGGGAGGUGCCUGAGACACCUGAGUAG